Prunus armeniaca (apricot) is the source of this 507-nucleotide messenger RNA. NCBI's taxonomy places the organism in Eukaryota, Viridiplantae, Streptophyta, Magnoliopsida, Rosales, Rosaceae. The record is from the annotation of a GenBank genome assembly.
AUGGUUGUAUGGCUUUCCUCGGCGGCAUAUGCAGAGCAGGGAACAGCCACUUUUUACACGCCUCCUUACGUUCCCUCCUCAUGCAACGGGUAUCAAAACGAUGGUGUGCUGAUUGCUGCAGCAAGCGCUCCCAUUUUUAACAAUAAAGCUGCUUGUGGAAGAAGCUACAGAGUAACAUGCACCGGCGCUACUAACCAAGGUGUGCCACAACCUUGCAAGGGUACCAGCGUUGUGGUUAAAAUUGUGGAUCUCUGUCCUUCUCCUGGAUGCCAAGCAACCCUCGAUCUCUCUCAGGAAGCCUUUGCCACCAUUGCUAACCCCGACGCCGGCAAGAUCACGAUUGAGUAUAAUCAGAAUGGAUGCCAUCAUAAUGGCAUCACACAUGUUACUUAUGCAAUAUCUCAUAACACAAGUGCUCUAGGCCACACAAGCAAAAAUGCAAAGGAUUUGUGGAGAAUGAACACAUAUAAGAUAAAUUUGAAGAAACAAAGAAUACAAUUAGAUUAA